UUCUCCUCUUUCUCCUCUCCAGGCAAAAAUUGUGUUUAUUUCCCGCAUAAAGAUCUCCAAAUUGCCAAUAGACCCAUCAAAUACUCAUUGAAUGCAAUAAGAAAUACAUAUAUAUCAGCUCAAGCUUGAUUAUUUAGCAUGGCUACUCUUUCAUCCUUAAAGCUGGCACUUAGACAAACAGCCGCGGCAGCAUCGUCUCAGAGACAGCCACUGUCCGACGCCCAGUACAGCGCUGGCUUCACUUUCUUCACUAAUGAAUCUAGAUUGACGGCGUAUCAAAACUUCAUUAUCCCUCAGCUCUCCCAACUGCUAGCCCCUCUCUUCAAGUCGCGCAAUCGCGUCUCGAUACUGGAGAUCGGACCGGGCCCGAAGAGCGUGCUUGCACAUCUUCCCCAUCAUCUAAGGCAGAAGAUUAAGAGAUAUGCUGCAUCUGAGCCGAAUGGACUGUUUGCUACAAAUUUGGAAGAAUGGCUUUGUUUUAGCGCGACAUCGGAGCCUCCUCUGCCAUGUCUAGAGAGUCCUCCAGACAUCCGUCGAGUGCCAUUUGUUCUGGGGAGCGAUGCAAAAAAUACGACGAAUGAUGGCGACGAAAAAUUCGACGUCAUAUUGUUCUGCCAUAGCAUGUACGGUAUGAAGUCUGAACGCCAUUUCAUCGAACGAGCACUGGAAAUGCUCGUUGGGCAGCCUAAUGAUGGAUUAGUGAUCGUCUUCCAUCGUGAUGAUGCCUUGGACUUUGACGGUUUAGUGUGCCAUCGGACAGCUUCUUUUCCUACUGGAAAUAUCUUCGUGGCAGAUGAGAACGAAGCACUAGACUCUUUUGCCCCUUUCAUUGCGGGUUUCAUCAUGAAAGAUGCUGACGAGGACAUGGCAGUACGGACAAAGUGGCGUGAAGUGUGUCGCGCUCUAGGUCGCCGCCAGGAAGACCACCCACAUCAUCUCCAGUUUAGUGCGCCCGAGGCCAUGGUGGCAUUUUCUCAACAUGCCACUGCGUUGCCAGAGUUGGCUGUGCAUGUUACCUUAAUGAAGGGAGAAAAGGCGGUUAAGAAUAGGGAGGCUCGUCUUUACCGUCCCGCUGCCGUUGCUAAACCGACAGAGAUCCGACAUGUUCAGCAGUGCGUUCAAUGGGCCCUAAAGCACGGAGUCAGUCUAACUGUCGUUGGAGGAGGCCACAGCGGUCAAUGCCUCUGGCCCAAUAUCGUCUCAGUCGAUAUGGAAGCCUUUAACCAAGUACACAUUCUCACGACUGGGGGAGAUGGAUCCAGCUCAGAUCCUUUGGUCGUCGUCGAGGUUGGCUGCAAGACUGGGGAUAUCAUCCGAAAGACUAUGGAAGCAGGCCUGACAGUACCCCUGGGUUCUCGUCCAAGUGUAGGGGCGGGACUGUGGCUUCAAGGGGGCAUCGGGCAUUUGGCUCGACAAUAUGGUCUUGCGAGCGAUGCUAUUGUCGGUGCCGUGGUUGUUGGCCUUGAAUCUGGAAAGGUCUUGUGCAUUGGCCAAGUGCCGAGCCAGCAUCUGCCUGUUGAUGCUGUGCGUCCGGAUAAUGAAUCUGACCUAUUAUGGGCAAUGAAAGGUGCUGGAACAAACUUCGGUAUCGUCAUUAGCGUCACCUUUAAGGCUUUCGUUGCUUCGACAUAUACGGUGCGAAACUGGGUCAUCCCUCUGAGCGAUGGUGAUAGCCUCAAAUCGCAGCAAUGGCUCAAAUAUUUCAAUGUAGUCGCCAGGAAACUUCCCAAUGUCUGGUCUGCGGACGCGUAUCUCUACUGGGAAGCUGACCAGUUGCAUCUUGGCGUGACUAUGUAUGAGUCUCCCAUAGUCAACCUCGACGUUGACGCUCCUACACAUAUGCCAUUGGAUGAAGUUUUAGGACCAAAAGAGAGUUUCAAGGUUGUGGAUGGCGUUGGCCUAUUCGAUACCGAGAUGUACAUGUCCGGGAUGCAUGGCGGACACGGUGGCGGCAAGACUUCCUCGUUCAAACGGUGUCUAUUCAUCAAGGAUAUCGGAACAGCCAACAUCGCCAAGAUAUUAAUAGCUGCCGUAAAGACUCGCCCCUCAGCACUCAGCUAUCUCCAUCUUAUCCACGGUGGCGGAACAGUCGCCCACGUUGCUGCUAAUACCACUGCUUUCGGCUGUCGGGACUGGGACUUUGCCUGUGUCAUCACUGGAGUCUGGCCCCGCGACCAAGAUGGGACUGAUGCUGCUCGAGCUGCCGUGCAGUGGGUUUAUGCCGUCGCUGAGAACCUGCUGCCCCUGAGCAGCGGAGCUUAUGGGGCCGACCUUGGACCAGAUCCAAGAGAUGCCUCUCUGGCAGCCAGGGCGUUUGGACCAAACCUGCCACGACUGGCUCGUCUCAAACGCGACUUGGAUCCUCACAAUGUGCUGGCUUUUGCCUGUCCACUCCCGAAAAGCCCAAUGGAGCCAAAGCUCAUCAUUCUUGUCACGGGCGAAAGCUGCGCUGGCAAAGACUAUUGCGCUCAUGUUUGGGCUUCUGUGUUCUCCAAGGAUGUUCAUAGAAGCAUCAAAGCGCGGGCAGUCAGCAUUAGCUAUGAGACAAAGCGAGAAUACGCAGCUGCUACUGGAGCUGAUCUGAACGCUUUGCUAAAUGAUCGUGCAUACAAAGAGCAGCACCGGCCAGCACUGACAGAAUUCUUUCAGGAACAGGUACGGCAGCGACCGAAGUUGCCAGAGGAGCAUUUUAUGAAUGUUGUUCAUAGCGCUGCAGAUGUGGAUGCUUUGCUAAUCACUGGGAUGAGAGAUGAGGCGCCGGUUGCUGCUUUUUCACAAUUGGUGCCAGAUAGCAGGCUUCUUGAGGUUCGCAUCGAGGCCAGCAAAGAGACAAAGAGGGCUCGUCGAGGCUGUAACUGUGAUGAUAAUGGCUGUCGUGAUGAUGGUGAUAUUGAUGACCACCAAGAUCGUGAACAAAAUAGUAACAGCAACGGCAAUUCAGGGCAUGUGACACCAUCAGACUACCGCCCAAGCUUUAACUUUUACAACGACAUAGCUGGAAACGAAGCGGCAGUGGCGUUUGCCAACAGCCACCUGUUUCCCUUCUUCGACCAAAACCUGCAGCGGCUGGCCAACAUGGUGCGUCCAAUACCAAACUUUCCGCGCCAAGGGAUUGAGUUCCGUCACGUCCUCGAUAUCUCUCAGCAACCAGGCGGGCUGGCCUUAUGCUCCUCUCUGCUGCAAACCCACUUCAGUGGUAACUGGGCCAAAGUCGAUGCCAUAGCAUGCUGCGAAGCUGGAGGAUUUGUGUUUGCGUCAGCAUUGUCUGUGCGAGUUGAUGUGCCUUUGUUGCUGAUUCGCGAGGCUGGCAAGCUUCCGCCGCCUACGGUUACCGUCGACAAGUCCCCAUCGCAUAUCUCAUCGCAUUGUUCGGGAGAGAAGAAGAUCGCGAUGGAUCGGGAUAUGGUUUCUCGAGGGGCUUCAGUGGUGGUGAUAUAUGAUGUACUUGCUACGGGGGAGACACUCUGCGCGGUGUUGCAGUUAUUGGUCAAAGCUGGCGUCAAUCCUGAAGAUGUGAGUGUUAUGAUUGUUGCUGAAUUUCCUACACAUGGUGGGCGUCAACUACUGCAUCAACGCGGGUUUGGUAGAGUCGGUGUUCAAAGUCUUUUGGUGUUUGGUGGUGCUUAAGAAUACAUGAAGAAUCAUUUAUUCAGAGAGUUAUGCACAGGGCCUAUUCGACAGCUUGAAGCAAUACAGACCAGUUAUCAUUAAAUCAUAUUGAAAGAGUUAAGAGACGUGGCUAAUAUAUACACACCGUCAUAUUCUUUGGAAUACUUUAUGAGAAACUACUAAUACUCAGUAUGCA
Trichoderma asperellum CBS 433.97 is the source of this 3805-nucleotide messenger RNA. RefSeq lists its product as uncharacterized. The record is from RefSeq and is a predicted model, not a curated record. Gene Ontology annotation, molecular function: FAD binding; phosphomevalonate kinase activity. Gene Ontology annotation, cellular component: cytoplasm. NCBI's taxonomy places the organism in Eukaryota, Fungi, Ascomycota, Sordariomycetes, Hypocreales, Hypocreaceae. Gene Ontology annotation, biological process: cholesterol biosynthetic process.